Oncorhynchus gorbuscha (pink salmon) is the source of this 2887-nucleotide messenger RNA. RefSeq lists its product as uncharacterized. Gene Ontology annotation, molecular function: ciliary neurotrophic factor receptor binding. The transcript is spliced from 3 exons. The record is from RefSeq and is a predicted model, not a curated record. NCBI's taxonomy places the organism in Eukaryota, Metazoa, Chordata, Actinopteri, Salmoniformes, Salmonidae. The coding region runs from base 281 to 892 and encodes 203 amino acids. Gene Ontology annotation, biological process: ciliary neurotrophic factor-mediated signaling pathway; negative regulation of neuron apoptotic process.
GGGAAGGGGAGGAGUGGCACUAGACAAGGACAUUAAUACUGUAACAUAGUAACACAAGGGGGUAAAGUUGUGGAAGUUAGGGAAGGAAUUCAUUUUUAGAAAGGUUAUUAAUUAAGUGGCUUGGUUACAGCGUGAGGAAAGACCGAGACGCGCUUCCUGUUGGCUGUCUAUCUUUAAAGAAUAUGAAACAGGAGAACUAGUAGACAUAAGAGAAGGUAAAAAAAAACACAAAAAAAACGUUAACGCUAUCCGGUGCCUGUCUGUUGCUUCUUUACUGAAUAUGUCAGGGACACGGACAAGAAGAGGGACUGUUUCGGAACAGUCUCGAACUGCGAGGGCAGCUGCUGUUGCUGAGCAGUUGCACCAUGAAUGCACCCUCUUAUUGGAACUGUAUAGAAAAAAGGAGACGUUCGCCGAGGAACUCACCAGCGGCGGGGACCGCCUGGUGACCGUGCCACCGCUCUCCUCCCAGCUCUCGCCGAAUGACAUGUUGUGGCGCCUCUACUCCGCCCUGCAACAGUGCCGGAACCUCCUGGAGCAGGCCAUUGGCCGGGAAGAGGGGGUGGGAAACGACAGGAACAGGACCGAAUACGAGAGCCAGAAGAAAACAGUGAGGGACCGGCUGGGGCACCUGCUAGAGAGCACACGGCUCCUCCUGGCGGACGGAGCUGGAACUGCAGCCUUCACUCCUGAUCCAAACAAUACUGAGAUAGACGGUCCGGUGAACGGUAGCCCGUUUGCGCUAAAGCUCUGGAUCUACCGCAUCUUCAACGAGCUGGAGCACUGGACGCUCGCCGCCUCCAAGACCCUGAAGGCCCUGCACCCCGACGGAGCGGCCCCCAAGGAGCGCAGAACGAGGGGGAGGGCAGGGGGGAGGAGGACCCGGAGAUGAGAUAGUAGAGAUUGGGAGAGGUAGCCUGUGAGUGAGGAAGGAGAGAGAAGGGAAGACAAAGAAAGAAAGAGAGGGAUGGGGUGAGGUGAGGAGAGGAGAGAGAGAAAGAGAUAUAGAAAGAGGUAUGGAUGUAAAGAAAGAGAGAGAGGUCAACAGAUUGAGAGGAUGAGGUGGAAGAAGAAAAAGAGGAGGCAUGCAGGAGUCAGAAAGGCUGAGAGAGAUGGAAUGAAGAGAAUGAAAAGAGUGACUACAGCCAGUGGAAGUAUAAAGAUUCUGUGAAAAGAGGGAGAAGAGUAUAUGUUAAAUUUAAUAAAUAUACACAGUGGGGACAUGGACACAAGUAUGUGUGACAUAAGUGUUGAUUUUGAAGCAAUUUUGGUCAUUCGAAACAUACUAGCGCUGUAGCUCCACUUGCUGCUAACAAACACAGGACACUGGGUGUCAGGUAGCCUAAGUCGAAUCCCCGUGCUGACAAGAUGGAAGAAAAUCUGUUGAUCUGCGCUCGAGCAAGGCGCUUAACCCUAAGUGCUCCAGGGUCUCCAUCAAUAAUGGCUGAUACCUGGCCGUGUCUCAAGGGGAGUGGGAUAUACAAAGAAACACAUUUCCAUUUCACACGUAUACAGGACAAACAUAGGCAACUUCUAUUUGACCUUUGAAUAGGACAAGUAUAAGCAACGUCUAUCUGACCUUUGACAAACAUAGAAUGAAUGAGUUACAUAGACUGUUCACCACUCGAUUUAAUCCCUUUAAAAUCUCCAAUUCAAGAGCUUGACAUUCUAUUUUUAAAAAUCAUCUUUGUAAUUCAACACGGUUUGAUGCUGCAAAAUGUGAGUUAAGGAUUUACUGAAGAAUUUCUGCUGUUUUACACCUGGUAUCAAGAUGUGUUCUCUGUCUGGUUUUGCUGCCUAGAGUCAAAGGAUUCUACCAUGACCUUCCUUUUGCCUACUCCAGACAUACUACGGCCAGUGUUUCAGAACAUUUAGUCUCCUCCCACUUGACACACACUGGUUGAAUCGACGUUGACUUCACGUCAUUUCGUUGAACCAACGUGGAAUAGACAUCCAACUGACAUCUGUGCCAAGUGGGCUGUUCUCCCUUCAUGUUAACUGAAUGGCAAUAUUCCUUCCAAAUCUAAUGUGAUCAUUAAUAUCAGCGUGAUCUUGAUUAUAACAUUUAGUGUGGUUAUUGUCAGAGAUUUGGUUUGGCAUUGCCUUAAAACUUCAAUUCUGAAGAGGGAAAAAUGAUUUUAUACAACACGGGAUCCUUUGGAUCUGGAUGAAAUGUUCUGAUAAACUGGUCCCUGGAUCCCAAAACAAUCCCACAAAUGAGAUGUAAUGUUGGUGACAGCUACAGGGUCCACUUUGAUAAUGGAGUGUAGAUUUCCGGUUCAAGACAGCGUUUUAUGUGAUACCAAUUUCUGAUCCUUGUGGGCCGGCAUCAUGCAUUAGAUGGAAAUCUUAAUACCACAAAUUGUUUCACAUUUAAGAUGCAUCCCAAUAGUCUUGAAUGACUUCCUAUCUAUUUAGAGACCACAAACAAUGUGACAUAGGUCAUUUUGGGGUUAUGACAAGGUAUGAGAAAGGGUAGGCUAUUUCAUUAAGUGUACUUUACCUUUAAAGCAGAUCUUGGGUCAGUUCUGCAUUUUUCCCACUAAUGGUUAAGGUUAGGAUUGGGGAGGGUAAGCUGAUCCUAGAUCUGUACCCAGGGGAAAUUUAGUCCCAGAACAUUCCAUUACUUACUGCUGGAUGGUAAUCUCACAGAAUGUGCCUUGAAGUGAUGUGAUGAGUUUAGCUGUGCCCUGCCCUCUAGUGGCGAGUAGAGGAACCAAAACAAAACAUCCCAACUGUGCAGCUCCUACUAGAGAACCACUGGGAAUGCAGGCUUUUGCUCCGACCCUGCUCUAACACCAGACUCUGCUAAUCCAGUUCAGAACCUGUAUAACACAGAAAAAUACAUAUAUUAUUAUAUAUAUAUAUUAUUAUACAUUUUUUAUAA